Messenger RNA from Gossypium raimondii (Peruvian cotton), 1010 nucleotides. RefSeq names its product glycolipid transfer protein 1. Gene Ontology annotation, cellular component: cytosol; cytoplasm; membrane. Gene Ontology annotation, biological process: intermembrane lipid transfer; ceramide transport. Gene Ontology annotation, molecular function: ceramide 1-phosphate binding; ceramide 1-phosphate transfer activity. Lineage: Eukaryota; Viridiplantae; Streptophyta; Magnoliopsida; Malvales; Malvaceae. The coding region runs from base 189 to 794 and encodes 201 amino acids. The record is from RefSeq and is a predicted model, not a curated record. The transcript has 7 exons.
AUAAGAUAAAGACACGCGUACACGCUGAAACGUGCAGACGUGCAACCGACCAACAAACAGCUGUUUCAGCUUCAGUGUCACUUCAAUUCAGUUUCUCUCUCGUCUUCAAUAUUUCAACCGAAUCCAAUUCUCAAAGAAAAAAAAUCGCCAGUUAAGAGAGAAAAAAAAGUUGAAAUCUUUUUUGAGCAAUGGAAGGAUCAGUUUUUACUCCAUCAUUGGAAGGAAUGAAGCAUAUCAAAUCUCCAGAAGGGGAAAUGCUUACCAAGCCUUUUUUGGAUGUCUGCAAGUUGAUUUUGCCAGUCCUAGAUAAGUUCGGAUCUGCUAUGAGCCUUGUGAAGAGUGAUGUUGGUGGUAACAUAUCGAGGUUGGAAAAGAAAUACGAAACUGAUCCCGCUAAAUACAAUCACUUGUACAGUAUGGUGAAAGAAGAGGUUGAUUGUAAAACAGCAACAGAUUCAUCUAGUUGUACCAAUGGUCUUCUCUGGUUGACACGAGCAAUGGAUUUCCUCGUAGAAUUGUUCCGCAACUUACUUGCACAUCCAGAUUGGACUAUGACCGAAUCUUGUACAGACUCCUAUGGCAAAACCCUGAAAAGGUUCCAUGGCUGGAUUGCUAGUUCCGCUUUCACGGUUGCAUUGAAGUUGGCUCCAGAUAGGAAGAAGUUCAUGGAAGUGAUAGCUGGCACCGGAGAUGUUAAUGCUGACAUGGAGAAAUUUUGUUCGACUUUCCCCCCAUUUCUUGAGGAGAAUCACAAAUAUCUGGCCAAGUUUGGCUUGGAUGAUAUGAAGGCAUGAUGGAAUAAGUUUAAUGAGUAGAGGAGAGACUACCUACCUAUAUUUACUCCCGUGUUCGAACUUCCAGUAUCUUGCUUCCGGCUUAAACCUUCGUAUUUACUUGAAAUAAUUAAUGACUUUUAAACACAUACUCUUGAAUGCUUAGUUUUUAGUAAUUUUUGGUUAAAUGUCUUGACCCUUGAAUUAAUGUUCAGUUCUUCUCCCUGGUUAAUUUUA